CAAAAGCGACCUCACGGCGUGCACCACUGGAGAGAGCAGACGAGACGAGAGUGAUACUGACAACAUGAACCGGGUGGGUACCUUGGUGCCACGCAGAUGUGGAAUGACGUCAAGAAAUUUGGAGCCGAAUUGUGUUUGGGAUCCCAUCCGAAACCAGAUCAUUCGAUUUUGUCCCACUGAUUUCAGGGCACGCCCCAGGCCUUCUGAUGGAUUAGAUGAACUCCUCUACAUUGAUAUUGACAAAAUGUACCAGUGGGCUGAGGAUGACGGUGAUCUGCCACUUGGGGUUGGUCGACUGGAUCUCUCUGAGCCGGUCAGUGGUAGGCGAUAUGUCAUGUACCACGGCACCACCAGUCAGGCUGCUCGGUCCAUCAUGGCCACAGGUUUUCAGCAGUCUGCAGGCGGGAUGCUCGGCCCCGGUGUCUACCUCAGCAGAGUCCUGGAUAAAGCCAGCCGCUACCCCAUCAAACAUCCUGAGCACGACAGGGUCGUCAUUAAGGUCGUGGUCAAUGUGGGGAGAGUGAUCGCCAUCAAUUAUCAGGGCCACCCGCGUCAGAACUGGCACGACUACAGAUACGGCGAGGUGUUUGACACCGCCUGGGUGCCACCCAGAUGUGGAAUGGUGUCAAGCGGUUUGGAGGAGGAUUGUGUCUGGGAUCCCAAUCGAAUCCAGAUCAUUAGUGCCAUCAAACCACGCCCUAUGCAGCCUUCUGCUGGAUACGGUGCAUACGGCUACAUUGACAGUAAUCCAGACAUCAUCAUGCAGUGGGCUGAAAAUGACUUUGACCUGCCCCCUGGGGUCGUUCGACUCGGUCUCUCUGCGCCAGUUAAUGGUAAAAAGUACGUCAUGUACCACGGCACCACCAGUGAGGCUGCUCGGUCCAUCAUGGCCAAAGGUUUUCAGCAGUCUUCAGGUGGGAUGCUCGGGCCCGGCGUCUACCUCAGCAGAGACCUGAAUAAAGCCAGCCGCUAUCCCAUCGAUCAUCCUGAGCAUGACAGGGUCGUCAUUAAGGUUGUGGUCAAUGUGGGGAGAGUGAUCGCCAUCAAUCGUCAGGGCCACCCACGCCAGAAAACCUGGCAUGACUCCAGAUAUGGGGAGGUGUUUGACACCGCCUGGGUGCCACCAAAUUGUGGAAUGGUGCCAAGUGGUUUGGAGGAGGAUUGUGUCUGGGAUCCCAGUCGAAUCAAGAUCAAUGGUGCCAUCAAACCAAGUGCCCCAGCCCAGGGUGGAUGGGGUGCACGAGGCUACAUUGACAGUAAUCCAGACAUCAUCAUGCAGUGGGCUGAAAAUGACUUUGACCUGCCCCCUGGGGUCGUUCGACUCGGUCUCUCUGCGCCAGUUAAUGGUAAAAAGUACGUCAUGUACCACGGCACCACCAGUGAGGCUGCUCGGUCCAUCAUGGCCAAAGGUUUUCAGCAGUCUUCAGGUGGGAUGCUCGGGCCCGGCGUCUACCUCAGCAGAGACCUGGAGAAAGCUAGACGCUAUCCCAUCGAUCAUCCUGAGCAUGACAGGGUCGUCAUUAAGGUCGUGGUCAAUGUGGGCAAAGUGAUCGCCAUCAAUUAUCAGGGCCACCCACGCCAGAAAACCUGGCAUGAUUCCAGAUAUGGGGAGGUGUUUGACACCGCCUGGGUGCCACCAAAUUGUGGAAUGGUGCCAAGUGGUUUGGAGGAGGAUUGUGUCUGGGAUCCCAGUCGAAUCAAGAUCAAUGGUGCCAUCAAACCAAGUGCCCCAGCCCAGGGUGGAUGGGGUGCACGAGGCUACAUGUGAGCUCUAAGAGAUGAUACCAAUUUUAUUUGAAUGGUCAAAUGUAUUUUUAUAUAUUUGUAUAAUGAAUCAAGACAUUGCAUUUUGUAUCACUGCCAAAUGUAACCCUUAAAAUAAAUUGGUUCCAUAAAAUCAG
Labrus bergylta (ballan wrasse) is the source of this 1901-nucleotide messenger RNA. The record is from RefSeq and is a predicted model, not a curated record. Lineage: Eukaryota; Metazoa; Chordata; Actinopteri; Labriformes; Labridae.